CAAUUCCAAUUGCAAAUAUUUCAAGUUGAUCGCUUUUAUUUGAAAUAUUGGCAAUAGUUCUUGUAAAAAGUAUAUAUACUAAGUCUAUAUCGUACUAUACAAUCGUAACAAGAUUUUUUUAAAGCCAAAUGAUGCGUGUUAGAGAAGUCUUUACGAGGUAUCCCUUGAUCAGAGGUAUGGUGUCCUACAGUUUAAUCUGGCCAACCAGUGCGUUUAUACAGCAAAAAAUUGUGGGAACACAAUGGGAUUCAAUUGAUUGGGCCAAGUGUGUUAGGUUUUCUAUCUAUGGUGGUUUCUAUGUAGCGCCGACACUUUACACAUGGAUUCGAAUAUCAAGUCGAUUAUUUCCACAAAACACACUCCGAGCGGCUGUAUCAAAAGGUUUGCUAGAACAAAUCUCGUAUACCCCAAUUGCCAUGACGAGUUUUUAUUUUCUCAUGAGUUUACUCGAAGGCAAAAGUAUAGAAGGUGGAGUCGAUGAGGUGAAAAGUAAAUUUUGGCCAACAUACAAGGCUGCAAUGUGUAUAUGGCCGGCCGUUUCGACGUUCAACUUUGCAUUGGUACCCGAAAAAAAUCGUGUUGUUUUCAUAAGCGUAUGUAGUUUAAUGUGGACCUGUUUCUUGGCUUAUAUGAAACAAUUAAGUAUCGAAACCGAAACUAACGCUUCAAAUACAACACAAUUCGAACAACACAACAACUAGUCAUGUUCGAAAAUACGUUUAUUUCGAAAUGUCACUUUUGACAGUUCGCAUUAAAUUGUUUAGUCAGUAAGUUAGUACAUUUUAUAUAGUACACAUUGACAUCGUAAAUAAAUCAAAAGGUCACACAAAAAAAAA
Contarinia nasturtii (swede midge) is the source of this 836-nucleotide messenger RNA. Its product is annotated as mpv17-like protein. The record is from RefSeq and is a predicted model, not a curated record. Bases 129 to 701 code for a protein of 190 amino acids. Lineage: Eukaryota; Metazoa; Arthropoda; Insecta; Diptera; Cecidomyiidae. The transcript is spliced from 5 exons. Gene Ontology annotation, cellular component: cytoplasm; membrane.